AUGGGGAACGGAGGAAGCAAAACCUGGGUUCUUCUUGCUGCUGGAUCAAAAGACUGGGAUAAUUACCGUCACCAGGCGGACGUCUGCCAUGCAUAUCAGAUCAUACACGGAUCAGGAAUUCCUGAUGAGCAGAUUGUAGUGAUGAUGUAUGAUGACAUCGCUUACAAUCAUGAAAAUCCCAUGAAAGGGAACAUCAUAAAUGAGCCUAAUGGUCCAAAUGUUUACCAAGGUGUUCAGAAGGACUACACUGGAAAUGAUGUUUCAGCUGAAAACUUUUUGGCUGUUCUUCGAGGGGAUUCUGGGGCUGUUAAAACUAGGGGACCAAAAAAGGUUCUGAACAGUGGCUCAAAUGAUACAAUUCUGAUCUACCUAUCAGACCACGGGGCUCCAGGAAUGUUUGCAUUUCCAAAGUCCACACUUUAUGCACAUGACUUGAUUGAUACAGUGACAGAAAUGUCAAGCAAUCAGCAGUUUUCAAAAAUGGUGAUUUAUAUGGAGUCCUGUUAUUCUGGAUCAAUGCUUCAAGGUCUUCCAUCAUCAUGCAAUGUGUAUGGAAUUUCAGCCAGUACACCAACAGAAAGCUCUUAUGCAUGUUUCUAUGAUGAACGGAGGAAUGCCUGUUUAGCUGAUUUAUUCUCAGUCUCCCUGUUUCAACACGUUGAGACGCAUGACCGAAGAUGGACAACUUUAGAAAGUCAGUUUCAAUUCCUGAAGAAUGAAGUAAAAAAAUCCACACCCUGCAAGUAUGGGAAUAUGAAUAAACGUAAAAUCGAGAGAGUUGUUUUGGACAUCCAGCAGCAAUGUUCACGAGGAUCUCCAUCAAUAUCAGGUGGAUUUCCAUCAAUAUCAGGCGGAUCUGCAUCAGCAUCAGGCGGAUCCGCAUCAGCAUCACGUAGACGUGCUGAACAGAAUUUCGCUUCUAUGGACAGAGCUAAAUUAGUGCGGCUCAAAACUGUUAUGGAACAUUUCAGGACAUCCUGCUUUGACUGGCAUGAUGAGCAGUUUGUUUUUGCCCUACAACACACACAUGUCUUGGCUGAUCUCAUUUGCUCUGGAGUUGAGGAGAACAGAAUCAUGGAGGCCAUAACAGCGGUCAGAAGAAGACACUUUUGA
This is a messenger RNA of Xyrauchen texanus (razorback sucker), 1113 nucleotides long. Its product is annotated as legumain-like. Gene Ontology annotation, molecular function: cysteine-type endopeptidase activity. Gene Ontology annotation, biological process: vacuolar protein processing. Lineage: Eukaryota; Metazoa; Chordata; Actinopteri; Cypriniformes; Catostomidae. Bases 1 to 1113 code for a protein of 370 amino acids. The transcript has 12 exons. The record is from RefSeq and is a predicted model, not a curated record.